GACUAGUCAUGUCGUGUUUCGAACUCCCAGUCAUGUAUUUUUCAUUCCUAUAGCUAGUGCAUAAUUAUAGUGAACGAAGUUCAAACUAACAAUUUAGAUUAGAUAGUACACCCUUAAAACAAAGUAAAAAAAAAGAAUUCAUAUAGUUUGCACCGAGUAAAAUUGUUGUGACACUAUCGCCCACUGUCAAGCUAACCUGCCAAACGUUAAGUUCCAACAAAACUUGGCAAUCUAGAUUACAAUCUAAUUACCAAUUACCCCGAAGAACAAAACUUUUUCUCGUGUGUUACAGCGUACUAUAAAGUAGUUGCUACUAAUCAAUUUAUACAGGCAUUUUGAGUUAACUCUGUUUUGAAAUUUGAACCGUAAGAAGGAUAUAGCAAAAUCAAACAUCCCUCAAAGAAUGUCAUUUCUUACCCAGUUAGCCUCAGCAGUGGCCACCAACUUAGUGAAUUCAUUGACAUCUUCCAAUAUCAUAGACCCAGUAAAGGUUAUUGAAGUUUCUUCCACUUCACUUGUUACUAGAAAUAUUUGUAAAAGAGAUCAAUGUAUAGUACUAUAUGGAAAGGGUGUGGGUACGAAUACUGGCUUUGAGCUGAUCAUGACAGGCAGUAGAGACAAAGUUUAUAGUCUUUGCAGGUCUGCUGAAGUAACAUUUGUAGAACACCAUUUUGAAAUGGCUAGAGACAAACUUCCAUACCUUACAAGAAUAUCAACCGAGCUUUGUGUGCUUCCCCAACUACAAGAAGUCUGGUCUCUUAUAACAACUAAUCCAUUCUGGACUGCUGCACACAUAGUUGCCCACUAUGGUUUACAAGAAGGCUUGAAAGAGCCGUCCUUUUUGGCUCUGCUGUGCAUCAUUGACGAAUCCACUGGAAUGACGCCGAUGCACGUAGCAGCCAAAAACGGGAAAGCCGACUUCGUCAAGGCUGCAAUUGCUGCUAUGUCUGGAAAUGUCCAGUUUGAUGAAGGGGAUGCUAAAGGAAACACUGUAUACCAUUACGCUGCAAUGGCAAACAAAGAAACGGUCGAAGCGUUAGCUUUUUGUGCUUUAGAUGGGACAAUUAACUCCAGGAAUAAAGAAAAUCUGACGCCGCUCCAUCUAGCCUGUCAGGCUGAUAAACCUGAUUGCGUUAAAGCACUUAUUGCUGCUGGGGCAAAUAUCAAUGUGGCCAGCAACGAAGAAGGCUCUAUCGUUCAAACUGCGGUCGCGAAUAGUUUUGCAUGUGCUAAAGAAAUUCUUACUGCAUUCCCCAAUCAGCUUCAUGUCAAAGACAUGAAAAACGGAGGUACACCACUACAUUGGGCUACUACAAAAGAAGUUGUUAUGGCUCUUGUAGAAUUGGGCUGUUUCAUCGAUGCUCGGAAUUUUAGUGGCCAGACUGCUUUACAUGUAAUGGUACAGCGAGAUCGAUUUGAAUGUGUUGUCGCACUGUUGAGUUGUGGUGCGGAUCCAAAUUUAGUCGAUUCUAAUGGCAAUUCACCGCUUCAUUUAGCUUCUAGUUCUGCAAGCCUGUUAAUAAUUCAGGCUUUGUUAGUAUUUGGAUCGGAUGUGAACAUGCUGAACGAUCGGGGUGAAUCCCCACGCCAUUUAGUCGCAGGAAGGGGUUCUAGUAGUGGUCCAGCAUUACUCUACUGUCUUCAUGCUGUCGGGGCAAAACGGUGUUCCCAGAAGGCGCCGAAAUGUGUAGAUGGAUGCAGUCCUACUGGGAAAGAUGACGGCCAAUCAUCUAGUGCAGACCAAAUUCCACGUUCCCGUCACCUAUUUGAUGCCAUGCUUCAUCAGGUUUGCCAACAUUCCGCAACCGCUAAUCAAGCACCGAAAUCAAUCGUUGGUGGACGUGUUUUGUGUUUAGAUGGCGGAGGGAUUCGUGGUUUGAUCCUUAUCCAAAUGUUGGAAGCUUUGGAGUUAAUCCUUGGUGGUCCGGUAAUCCAGCAUUUUGACUGGAUCUCUGGAACUAGUACGGGCGGGAUUCUUUCACUAGCAUUAGCAUGCGGAAAAUCUGUUCGUGAAUGCAAAUCGAUGUAUUUUCGGUUUAAAGACCAAGUUUUCGUCGGUAAACGGCCUUAUAACGCUGAUUGUUUGGAGGGAUUCCUGAAAGCCGAAUUUGGCGAGCGAACUAUGGCAGAUAUCACAGGUCCUAAAUUAUUUGUCACUGCCGUGAUUGCUGACAUGAUUCCCGCUGAUCUACAUAUGUUUCGGAAUUAUACAUCGCCACAGGAUCUGUUGAGUCUACCUGAAGCAACGGUAUCUAAAAAACCCGAAGAACAGAUGGUAUGGCAGGCUGCUCGGGCUUCUGGGGCAGCACCUACUUAUUUCAGAGCCUUUGGUUCGUUUCUUGAUGGCGGCCUGAUUGCAAAUAAUCCGACGUUAGAUGUAUUGACUGAAAUACAGGAGUACAACUCGGUUAUGAACGCUUUAGGCGCAGGAAGUUCAAUUCCACCCAUGUUGGUGGUUUCCCUGGGCACAGGUUGCAAACCCACUGAGCUGGUGACAAGUAUUGAUGUUUUCCGCCCAGAAGGUUUGAUUGAUGCUGCUCGUUUAGCAUGGGGUGCGUCCGCUUUUUUAAAACUACUGGUUGAGCAGGUGACCUCCACUGAUCGACGGGUGGUAGAUCGUGCCAGAAGCUGGUGUAGUAUGAUUGGCUGUGCAUAUUUUCGGCUGUCUCCUUGCUUUACGAAAGAUAUCGCUCUAGACGAGACCCGCAGCGAACAAUUAAUCCCAAUGCUUUGGGAAACUAAAGCUUUUAUCCACUGUCAUACUGCCGACUUCAAAAAGAUUGCACAACUGCUGAAGGCCUAGAUUGAAUUGAACGUUUCGUGUUCUCUCGUUAUGUAACAUUUAAAAUUGGCAAGUAAAGCGAGGUUUGUUUUUCUGGCAAAAGUUGGAUUGGCAAACGAAAUACACUUUCAUUGCAUGAA
Daphnia carinata is the source of this 2922-nucleotide messenger RNA. RefSeq names its product 85/88 kDa calcium-independent phospholipase A2-like (gene iPLA2-VIA). The transcript is spliced from 14 exons. The record is from RefSeq and is a predicted model, not a curated record. Gene Ontology annotation, biological process: lipid metabolic process; positive regulation of ceramide biosynthetic process. Bases 404 to 2803 code for a protein of 799 amino acids. NCBI's taxonomy places the organism in Eukaryota, Metazoa, Arthropoda, Branchiopoda, Diplostraca, Daphniidae. Gene Ontology annotation, molecular function: protein binding. Gene Ontology annotation, cellular component: mitochondrion.